AUGAAAAAUGGGAAAGCAACUGGCCCUGACGACAUCCCCACGAAAGUGUGGAAGCUCCUUGGCCGCAGGGGCGUUCUGAUCCUCACUACCCUCUUCAACCAUAUCAUCCAAGAUGGAGAAACCCCAGCACCUUGGAUGACCAGCACGACAGUGCCCAUCUGGAAAGGCAAGGGUGAUGUGGCUGAGUGCUUGAAUUACCGACUAAUCCACCUCCUGUGCUGUGCCAUGAAAAUCUUUGAGCAAGUCAUCGUUACCAUUACCCCAAACCAAUGUGGAUUUGUAAAAGGGUGCGGCACAAUGGAUGUCAUCCAGGCUGCCCAGAAGAAGAAUAAGACGAUCCACAUGGUGUUCCUUGACUUGGAGAAGGCAUUAAAUAGGGUACCUCAUGACCUUAUCUGGUAUGCCCUACGAUCACAUGACGUCCCUGAAGCCUACGUUGACUGGGUCAAAUUACUAUACAGCAAUGUUAGCAGUAUCAUUCGGUGUCCAGUGGGAGUCUCACCACCUUUCGCAAUCAACGUUGCAGUCCACCAAGGAUCUGUCCUUUUGCCACUCCUGUUUGUCUUAUGCAUGGACGUGGUAACCUCUAAUCUCCAAACACCCCAUCCAUGGUUGCUCCUCUAUGCCGACGACAUAUUUCUUGCUGAUGAAGAUCUGGAGUGGCUAACACAGCAGUGGAAGACUCACUUGGAUGCCAAUGUUAUAUGGCUUAACAUCAAGAAGACUGAAUACAUGGAAUGUGGUCUGCAGACCAACGGCACCAUCAGCAUUGGUGGCAAAGACCUGAAGAAGGUCACCAACUUCAAAUAUCUCUGCUCAGUCAUCAGCAGCGAUGGCAACCUGUUCCCUGACAUCCGUGCAAAGAUCAAUGCUGUAUGGUUGAAAUAG
Molecule: messenger RNA, 888 nt
Organism: Erpetoichthys calabaricus (reedfish)
Lineage: Eukaryota; Metazoa; Chordata; Cladistia; Polypteriformes; Polypteridae
Exons: 2
Coding region: 1-888 (295 amino acids)
Source: RefSeq, a predicted model, not a curated record